ACAAUUGGUCCAGAUGAUUGUUUUAAUCUUGUGUUUCAGUCCAUUUUCUGUCAAUCUUGCGUUUUAAUUGCUUAUCAUAAAUAUUAUCAAUCUGCGACACACGAGGCCAUGAAUAUGACCAUUCGUUCUUCUCUCUGUACACCAGAUUGGUCUUCUGGAAUCCACUACUGCAGAGAGCUUUGAGAAAGUGGACUCAUGCAAACUUUCAGAGACAAAGUAGAUCUUGCAGCAGCUCCACUCAACUCAUUCCCCUACAACAUUGGAUAGGUAUUUUCUCCAGAUAUUAUAGGUGACAGUUGCAGAGUUUGAAGACAUGGAGGUUCUGCUCGACAAGCUCUUUGUGCCCAAGCUCGAAAGUGCUUUAUAUUGCAACCAGGGGCAUCAGGGCUCACGAUGCAAGUAUUCAAUUCUGUAUAUGGAUAAGGGCCACGAAUGUUUCAUCGACAUCAGGAGUGCACAUGCCUUUGUCUCAGGGAACCCGGCACCACAGCACGAACGUUUCAUCGACAUCAGGAGUGCACAUGCCUUUGUCUCAGGAAACCCGGCACCACGUGUUCAGCUUAAACUGCAACUGGACAACUCAAUCAAUAUCAUUUGGUUUAUCUGUGGCAAAUGGAUGAUCAUUGAUUCAUACCGUUCUACGUUUAAAGAGCAUGUUUUAUGUGGUGUGGUACCUUUGGUUCAAGACAGUGAAGAUAAAGGACAGGGAGGUCAGCUGCCAGACAACGUGUUUGGCAAGGAUGCAGUUGUUGAUCCGAAAUCAACCGUCGAACCUCUGCCUCUGCCAAAAGAUAAAAAAUGGGUGAUUUUUGGGACAAUCUACAUUCUUUUUAUCUAUUGA
Molecule: messenger RNA, 841 nt
Organism: Lolium perenne
Lineage: Eukaryota; Viridiplantae; Streptophyta; Magnoliopsida; Poales; Poaceae
Source: RefSeq, a predicted model, not a curated record